Bemisia tabaci is the source of this 2875-nucleotide messenger RNA. NCBI's taxonomy places the organism in Eukaryota, Metazoa, Arthropoda, Insecta, Hemiptera, Aleyrodidae. The record is from RefSeq and is a predicted model, not a curated record.
CAUUGCCUCAGAGACUCCCCUGAAAUUCCAAGCUCGACGUUUGUGUUGCGCAGGGGCCGAAUUUCACGGCCUCUGCAGUUUCCUUGUGAACGUUUUCAUUAGCUUUGUCAUCUUGCCUCCGAAAUACUAGUUAAAUUUUAAUCGUGCCGUGUCCUAAGUAAUUCCUCCGCGAUUUAACUCCUCCACCCGGUGCCUUCUCAGAGCGUAAUUUUGGACAGAUUUACGGUCAAUCGCGAUUUUUCACCUCACUGGCUUUCCAAACAGACCUAAGUGCUGACCUAGAUGCUGAUCACAUGUUAGGUUAGAUCUUAAACAACAUCCAUUUCUUCUAAGGAACCUUAAACUAGUAAAGUUCGGGGUUUGGGCUUACAGAGCACAGGAGGAACAGUAAAAAAGGACGACGGUCUAUGAGCAAUUACUGAAAAUUAAUUUUUUUGAAGAAAAAUUUCCUGGGUCUCCAAAACGACGAAGCACUAUCAGAAAUUUUUAUGCAAGAUGUCAGCACGUUCAUUUUAAAUAGGGAGCUGAUAAUGGCUUACAGCAAUCGGGAAAAUAUGCGCUUGUGAAUAUGUAGACAAGUUUUCCUAAAAUGGAUUCUGUAGCUUGCUUAUAUUACAACCUUCUAGUCCUUUUACUUGCUGCUUUUCGAGUUUCGGCCCAAGAGUGUCAAACACGGUCAAUAUACUGUUACGAGUGUGAUAGCUGGAAAGACCACAGAUGCAAGGAUCCAUUCAACUACACAGCAAUUCCCAGAGAUCAACCUCCAAUCAAUCAGUGUAAUGGUUGCUGUGUCAAGAUGGUCCGUAACUCUAGAACAGUUUACGAAAGCGUGCGACGGACGUGUACCUCCCAAUUGCAAAUCAACUUGUUCAUGGUCGACCAUGUCUGCAUGAUGGAAGGCACGGGAACGGGACACAUGUGCUUUUGCGAGGAGGAUAUGUGCAACUCGACUGAAAGUCCUCACUCAAUAUCAAAAUCAUCUCCAAUCUGGCUGUUUGUCGGUCUCACCUACAUUUGGGCUCUCAGAGUUCACUGAGGCUAUCCCCUGUUUGCAUGUCCUUUGCCUUUUUAAAGUCAUUCGAUAAUCUCAGCCUUGUUACACAAAACUUUCACGCUUGUUCAUAUCAUUUUUUGAUUAUCUUGUAAAUCUUUUUAUUUCUCUUUUUCUCUGUAGUCUCAGUCCUCCUCCAAAGAGCAAGGAAACACCCUUUAACCGUUUUUGAAUCUUAGUGGAAGGUCUUGCGGGAAAUUAAGUGAUCCCUGAUUUUGGUAGGUAUGCAAUUUGAAUUACUGGAAAACAAAGUAGUUGUAUCACACAUUUCUGAUGUUCAUAAAUCCGUUCUUGUCUGAAAGGCAUUGACAUCGAACGUUCCUCUUUUUAAAGAAAAUGCAAUUUGAGCUACAUAAAGUUUUGGCAUAGUUUUCAACUGAAAAAGUUUACCCUAACCAUUGCCAAGUACAUUUCUCAAAUAGCACUAUUGGGCAAAGCUGUGGCGAUGGUGCAUGAAUACUCGAAUUAUAGGGUGUUACGGUUAACGCUACUAUACUUGCACAAGCAACAUGGACAACCUUAGUGCAAGAACUAGUGCAACUAUCCUUAACUGGAAUCUGUAUGACUUUCAUAGUUAAAGAAAGAAUCUGUGAAAUUAAAAAACUUCCUGUCGGAAUGACCCUUGUAUAUACUCCGGAAGGUAAACUGGCAGGGCGGAUUGGGAUUAAAAUUUAUAAAUUAACAAAUGAGCAAACAGCAGCCAUGCUCUGCUACCUGAGCAUUCCCAAACAAUAAGUAGCAGUCUGAUCAUGUGUUGAUUAAUCCAAAAUCAACCCACCAAUUUGGCUGCCGGGAAGCUUAGUUAAUAGAUCAGUUGUUAUAGGUAAAUCCUCCUCCGUAAUGCCCAUUUUCAUUAUACAGUCAAAUUUCAAUAGCGUUUAUAAGCAAAAUAGGAGUACACCUUGAAAGAUGUAAAACAUUUGUUCUUAAAACUCGGUUAAAUUCAAUUAUUAAUAAAAUGGGAGGUGAGUUUAACUGAUUUGAGGUAAGAUUUAAGUAAUUACCGUAACAUACAAGCUAAUGAGAAUAUCCGGCUAUUCAACAGGUGUGAGGCUGGUGGCUCGAAUAAAAAAAAUAGUGUUCAAAUAUUACACAACUCACAAGUAUCAGCAGCCCUCCACACCAUCCCCAUCAAAUACUCUCAGGCACUUCAAAGGAUGGACAACAAAGUAUGCAUAUCAUAACAUCAAUCCUCAUGGAAUGUUGUGAGUUGUGGCCCCUUGGACAAAAAUUUCAACUGUUUCGGUGUUGAAACGAAAAUUUUCUCUUGCACCAAUUGAAUUUGGCCCCCACAUCUGUAAAACCUCGGUCACUAGUGAGCAAAUAAAAAAACAUAGCAAGAGGAAAUGGUCACAAAAAUGCAGCAGGAUUCUCCUCUAAAUGUAUGACAUCUCAUGGAAUCUCUGCGAAAACGCAAAAUGUAUGAUGUGACUCCCCGAUUUAGCUCUCUCUUUUUCGUGUCGAAAAAUCAGUCAUCCAGCUAUUGGGUCUCCAAGCAAUCCCUCACGUUAGGCGCCAUGAAGGGCACAGCUAGAACCAGCACAAGCACUUCAGCUCCAUGACGGGAAUUCGCUUAAAAAUCUGAAGUUUUCAAGUUCUGGUUGUCGGUCUGUCCGAAAAUUUUGUUUUUUAUUUGAACAUCAAAGUUAUUAUAAGUUUUCAUUUUAAUUCCUGUGUAUCGCAAUUUUUUAUGUAUGUUUUUUAGUCAUCCUUCCUCUGUUAAUUAUACCAGGCCACUAUAAAAUUAAAUCAGUUGUUGCUCCUUCAAAGUUCAUACCAUUAUUGAGCUGAUUAUAGCUCCCAAAAUACAAAUUGGUGGAUCGA